Messenger RNA from Polypterus senegalus (gray bichir), 740 nucleotides. RefSeq names its product G2/M phase-specific E3 ubiquitin-protein ligase-like. Lineage: Eukaryota; Metazoa; Chordata; Cladistia; Polypteriformes; Polypteridae. The transcript has 5 exons. Gene Ontology annotation, molecular function: ubiquitin-protein transferase activity. Bases 198 to 740 code for a protein of 180 amino acids. The record is from RefSeq and is a predicted model, not a curated record.
CAUCACUUUUACUAUUGAUCCUUCUAUCUCAAUAUGUAAUUGCUUUCUUAUUUUUUCCAAGAACAUAUACAGAGGUUUACGCUCCAAUUCUAGUUGAAAGUGAUACUAGUAGCUCAUCAGAAGAUGAAUUUGCUCACAAUGUUGAUUGUUUUAAUGACAAAAUAGUUAGUGUGGAAGACAUCCUGGAAAAUUUAGCUAUGCAGAUUAAGUCUGAAAAAGUCUCACGGUUCAAUAUAAACAGAGCUGACAUUUGGGAUGGAGCUCUACGUGGUUUUAAGCGUUCAUCCUUUGAUCCAGCACACACCAUUUUAGUGAAAUUCAGUGAUAAUACUGGCUACAUGGAGAGUGGCAUUGACACAGGAGGACCCAAGCGAGAAUUUUUAGAACUCCUAAUGCAACAUCUUAAAGACAGAACACUAUUUGAAGGAAGGGAAACUGAAAAAUACUUGACCUGUGACAGUGCUGCAUUUGAUAAUGAUGAAUAUUUCAUCAUUGGGCGAAUGAUCGCUGUGUCCAUGGUUCAUGGUGGUCCUGGGCCACAGUUCCUUUCGAAAAACUUGUUCAACUAUGUUUUAUGUGAAGGUAACUUUUCCCCUGAUACAAAAGAUGUUUGUGAUCCAGAAAUACAGAUGAUGCUACAAAAGAUCAAGUCAUCGUCCUCAGUGGAAUGUCUUAGGAGUAUAGUGGAGGUGCAUGCUACAAUGCUUAUGAUAGCGGGAUGUCUUUGCCAUAUUAUCUGA